Messenger RNA from Fusarium oxysporum Fo47, 1371 nucleotides. RefSeq names its product Alpha/Beta hydrolase protein. The record is from RefSeq and is a predicted model, not a curated record. The transcript has a single exon. Gene Ontology annotation, biological process: lipid catabolic process. Gene Ontology annotation, molecular function: triacylglycerol lipase activity. NCBI's taxonomy places the organism in Eukaryota, Fungi, Ascomycota, Sordariomycetes, Hypocreales, Nectriaceae. Bases 1 to 1371 code for a protein of 456 amino acids.
AUGUUACCAAAGUUUAUCACAAACAUCCUUGUUUCAGGCGCUCUCGUUGCUGCCGCCACUCAAGAGCCCCUUCAGCCUAACCAGUGCGACGUUACCUGCCAGCUUGCAUACCGCAAGGCUCUCGCUCUUGAGUCCAGCCGCUGGGUCAACCAAAACGUUUCCACAGACGACUUCUACUCCAACCCGUCUAAUCUUUCCGACUACUCUGCUGGUGAUCUUGUGAAAUGGGAAAAUGUUCCCGCUGAUCAAGCCUCCAAGAGGUGGACCCUUCCCGGCGGAGUAUCCAUGUCUCGAUUCUUCUAUAUCACCGAGGACAUUGAUGGAAAGCCCAUUCCAGCCACUGGGUUUGUUUUGACACCUUACUCGAACCCACUCGGUAACGACAAGCCUUUCCGUACACUUGUUUGGACUCAUGGAACUGCUGGUGGUACGCGUCAAUGUGCGCCGUCAAAUCACCGAGCUCUCUAUUAUGAGUGGUCAGGUCCUUUUGCCCUUGUCCAGCAAGGCUAUGUCGUGAUUGCCCCCGACUAUGCUGGUCAAGGCAGUGAUAUUCCUCAGGGUUUUAUGUAUGAAUCUGGUGCACUUCAUGCUGGAGAUGUCAGCUUUGGACUCCAGGCUGCGCGCAAGGCUCUUGGAAAGCGCAUCACCAAGGAAUGGGUCGUUAUUGGACAUAGUGAGGGUGGCAUGACUGCAUGGAGGACUGACGAGCGAGAGGCCAAGCCCGGCAAAGCCACGGGCGGCUUCCUCGGCGCUGUCGCAAUUGCUCCAGCUCUCCAACCCAUCAAGCUCAUCCCCGAAUCCUUCCGCCGGGCAAAGGAUGGCCCAGCUGGCGAUGUUGUCUCUAUCUUCCUCCUCCAGUCUAUCUCACGCCUCUUCCCCUCCAUCAAGGUCGAAGACUACGUCACCGACAUUGUCCUCAGCCGCAUCGCCCUCGCAGACCAGGGCUGUAUUAUCACAGGAGGUACACUCUAUGGUAGCCUCACUGUGAAACAACUGUACAAGAACACCAGCUGGAUCGAGCAUCCCGACUUCGUUGACUGGCAGAAGCGUUACAACGGCGCUGGAGAACACCCCCUCGCGGCUCCCAUGCUUGUCAUUCAGGGGGACGAUGACAUUCUGACGUACGCUGAAUAUGCCGAAGAGGAUUUCAAUGCCACUUGCAAGAAGUACCCUGAGUCGACUGCUGAGUAUAGGCUUUACCACAAGACAGAUCAUGGUCUUGCUCUUUCGGUUUCUAUGGCUGACUUUUUCCCGUGGAUUGAGGACCGUUUCAACAAGGUCAAGCUGAACAAGGGUUGUAAGAAGACUGUUAUUAAGCCGGUUACUGAUAACUUUGGGCUUACCAGCCAGGACUGGCAGGUAGCGCUGUGA